Molecule: messenger RNA, 1356 nt
Organism: Jatropha curcas
Lineage: Eukaryota; Viridiplantae; Streptophyta; Magnoliopsida; Malpighiales; Euphorbiaceae
Product: putative aspartic protease At2g35615
Biological process (GO): proteolysis
Cellular component (GO): extracellular region
Molecular function (GO): aspartic-type endopeptidase activity
Source: RefSeq, a predicted model, not a curated record
AUGGCUGCCUUUUCUAUUACUCAUCUCUCUUUGUUCGUUAUUUUUGUUGCAUUAAUAUCAAAAACUUCACUUACUGCGUCCAUGAACAAUGGCAGUUUCACAGCCAGUCUAAUACACCGUGAUUCGCCCAUUUCCCCACUUUACAACCCCAAGAACACUUACUUUGAUCGCUUACAAUCUUCUUUUCAUCGUUCCAUAUCGCGCGCUAAUCGUUUUACCCCAAACUCAGUCUCUGCAGCAAAAACCUUAGAAUAUGAUAUUAUUCCAGGUGGAGGAGAGUACUUUAUGAGAAUCUCCAUUGGAACUCCACCAAUAGAAGUUCUUGUGAUAGCAGAUACAGGCAGUGAUUUAAUAUGGGUACAAUGCCAACCUUGUCAAGAAUGUUACAAGCAGAAGUCGCCAAUCUUUAAUCCCAAACAGUCUUCUACUUACAGAAGAGUAUUAUGCGAGACUAGAUAUUGCAAUGCUUUGAAUAGCGACAUGCGAGCUUGUUCUGCUCAUGGCUUUUUUAAGGCAUGUGGUUAUAGUUACUCAUAUGGGGAUCAUUCUUUUACUAUGGGGUAUCUUGCCACUGAGAGGUUUAUAAUUGGUUCUACAAAUAAUAGUAUUCAAGAAUUAGCAUUUGGGUGUGGUAAUAGUAACGGUGGAAAUUUUGAUGAGGUAGGUUCUGGUAUAGUCGGGCUUGGAGGUGGCUCUCUUUCACUAAUUUCUCAAUUGGGCACUAAAAUAGAUAAUAAAUUCUCAUAUUGUUUAGUACCCAUAUUAGAAAAAUCAAAUUUUAGUUUAGGUAAGAUUGUUUUUGGUGAUAAUAGUUUUAUUUCAGGUUCUGAUACUUAUGUUUCUACUCCUUUGGUUUCCAAAGAACCUGAAACGUUCUAUUAUUUGACGUUAGAAGCUAUUAGUGUUGGAAACGAAAGAUUAGCCUAUGAAAAUUCAAGGAAUGAUGGAAAUGUCGAAAAGGGUAAUAUAAUUAUUGAUUCAGGGACAACACUAACGUUUCUUGAUUCCAAGCUUUAUAAUAAAUUGGAAUUGGUGUUGGAAAAAGCUGUCGAAGGAGAACGAGUUAGUGACCCAAAUGGGAUAUUUAGUAUUUGUUUUAGAGAUAAAAUUGGUAUUGAGCUUCCAAUUAUCACUGUCCAUUUUACUGAUGCAGAUGUGGAAUUGAAGCCUAUAAACACAUUUGCCAAAGCAGAGGAAGAUCUGUUGUGUUUCACUAUGAUUCCAUCUAAUGGUAUUGCUAUUUUUGGAAAUUUGGCUCAAAUGAACUUUCUGGUAGGUUAUGACCUUGACAAGAAUUGUGUUUCUUUUAUGCCUACGGAUUGUUCAGGCCACUCCUAGUGUUUUGUACUUGAUGAA